Messenger RNA from Drosophila guanche, 2077 nucleotides. RefSeq names its product EH domain-containing protein 1 (gene Past1). The record is from RefSeq and is a predicted model, not a curated record. Bases 16 to 1638 code for a protein of 540 amino acids. Lineage: Eukaryota; Metazoa; Arthropoda; Insecta; Diptera; Drosophilidae. Gene Ontology annotation, cellular component: plasma membrane; cytoplasm. Gene Ontology annotation, biological process: endocytosis; endosomal transport. Gene Ontology annotation, molecular function: calcium ion binding; protein binding; GTP binding. The transcript has 4 exons.
AUUUAAUCAUUUUCGAUGUCGCGCUUAGAAUCUGGAGAUGGUUUUCUGAAGCGCGAGCAAAAGAACCAGGAGGUGGUGGAGAAUGUGAUUGGUGAGCUGAAAAAGAUCUACCGGAGCAAGCUGCUGCCCCUGGAGGAGCACUAUCAGUUCCAUGACUUUCACUCUCCCAAGCUGGAGGAUCCGGACUUCGAUGCCAAGCCCAUGAUACUGCUGGUGGGGCAGUACUCGACGGGCAAGACGACCUUCAUUCGAUACCUGCUGGAGCGGGACUUUCCUGGCAUUCGGAUUGGUCCAGAACCCACCACAGACCGCUUCAUUGCUGUGAUGUACGAUGACAAGGAGGGCGUCAUACCCGGCAAUGCACUGGUGGUGGAUCCCAAGAAACAGUUCCGUCCACUGUCCAAAUACGGCAAUGCGUUCCUAAAUCGUUUCCAGUGCUCUAGCGUGGCGUCGCCGGUGCUGAAUGCCAUCUCCAUUGUGGACACGCCCGGCAUUUUGUCCGGCGAGAAGCAGCGCAUCGAUCGUGGCUACGACUUCACGGGGGUGCUGGAGUGGUUCGCGGAGCGCGUCGACCGCAUCAUCCUGCUCUUCGAUGCCCACAAGCUGGACAUCUCCGACGAGUUCCGGCGCUCGAUCGAGGCCCUCAAGGGCCAUGACGACAAGAUUCGCAUCAUUCUCAACAAGGCGGACAUGAUCGAUCACCAGCAGCUGAUGCGCGUGUAUGGAGCUCUCAUGUGGUCCCUGGGUAAGGUGCUGCAGACGCCGGAGGUGGCCCGCGUCUACAUUGGCUCCUUCUGGGACCAGCCCCUGCGCUUCGACUCCAACCGACGGCUGUUCGAGGACGAGGAACAGGAUCUCUUCCGCGACCUGCAAUCACUGCCCCGCAAUGCUGCCCUGCGCAAGCUGAACGAUCUGAUCAAGAGAGCGCGCCUGGCCAAGGUGCACGCCUUCAUCAUCGCCGAACUGCGCAAGGACAUGCCCUCGGUGUUUGGCAAGGACAGCAAGAAGAAGGACCUGAUCAAGAACCUGGGACAGGUCUACGAUCGCAUUCAGCGCGAGCACUCGAUAUCGCCCGGUGACUUCCCGGAUAUCAAGAAGAUGCAGGAUGUCCUGCAGCACCAGGACUUUACCAAGUUCCAUUCACUGAAGCCUCAUCUGCUGGACAUAGUCGACAACAUGCUGGCCAAGGACAUAGCGCGACUCAUGGAAAUGAUACCACAGGAGGAGAUGACGCUCGUCAACGAGCCCAUCGUUAAGGGUGGUGCCUUCGAGGGUGUCAUCGACGACCAUGUCUCACCAUUCGGCUACAUGAAGGGCGAGGGCAUUGAUGCCGGCUACGGAGAACAUGAAUGGAUUUGCAACAAGGAUAAAACACGCACAGACACCAUCUUUAACGGCCUCAGUCCGGUCGAUGGCAAGAUAUCCGGUGCAACUGCCAAGCAGGAGCUAAUCAAAUCGAAACUGCCCAACUCGGUGCUUAGUAAAAUCUGGAAAUUAUCCGAUGUCGAUGGUGAUGGCUUCCUCGACUCGGAGGAAUUUGCGCUGGCUUUGCACUUAAUCAAUGUCAAGCUGGAAGGCUGUGAGAUACCCACAGUAUUGCCGGAACACUUAGUACCACCGUCAAAGCGUUUUGCCUAAACAAAUACACUGUAAUAUAAAACACACAAAUCAAUCGAAGACGGCGGCCGACUGGCCAACUCCCACGAUGCACUAUGUACGAUUCUGCCUUUUUAUAUGUACUAUACUCGUACUCGUACUGCGCCAACUGCUGGGUAUUAAAACACACGAAACACACACACAAUAUGUCAAUGCAAGCAUUGCAAUAGAAACAAAAACAAAACAAAAAUGUAUAUCAAAAUCAUAGAUUCACAGAAUUUACACGAAUGCAAUGGCCCACAUCACAUGCAUAUUUUUGAACAAUCGACUGUCAUGUGAAAUGUGGAAUGUAACAAAAGGAUCAGAUCGAACCGGAUCAGAUCAGUAUAGUGGAUUUAUACAAGAAAAGAAUGUGUGUAUACCAUGUCGUUGUUGACAUAAGGAAAAUAUAUAAUAAAGUUGAUGAAUUGUUCAAUACCAA